AUAGUAUAGCUUUGCGCGUUGCGCGCGCAUCGCAUCUGCCCGACCGACUAUGGCGGAUAGGCAGUGAAGGAUGUUUGUAGUCUUUUUUAAAUCGGGAAGUAUCGACGAUAGCCAAUGGCAUAAUCCGGGUUUUUUGUAAAAAUUGUACAUUGUAAAUAGUCCUGUGUACAUAUAGUAAUUAUAUUUGUGGUCGUUUUGUUUAGAAAUUGUGUGAAUAGUGUAAUAUUUUGAGUGUUUAUUCGAUUCAGUCUUCGACGCCGACAAAUCUCAUAAUCUAGGAGUUAGUACAUUGGUACAUAAUACAUAACAUCCAAAUUCAUAAUUUAACAAAUUAAAUUAUAUAUUAAUCGUCGGUAUCACCUAUUGUCUUUGUGUUUAUCUUGAGAAACGGACCGUUGCAGUUUCCUGCAAUAUUUUGAUUCUCAAAGCGGCUGUCAUCGUGCUUCGAUAAAACUAGUAGCUGUCAUUACAAAGACAAAAAGACUAUUAUAGUCUUUAAAUGGCUUCAGUACUCAAUAUUACGAGCUGUGCAUAGUAAUUUUGAUCAUGGUAAACGGUCGAAUCAACAUUUGACUCAAAUAAUACAAGCGGUAAAGCUUAAUUGUAUCUAUAAACAGAAGAUCAUAAGAUAUUUACUGUUUACCGUUGUGAAGGACUGAAGAAUAGUGAAACUGAAUGCUCGAGCCUCACGGUAGCCCAAUGAAGUGGCCGGGCACUGGUGGAGACGAAGAGGCGGGUGAAGCAGCGUUGCAGACCGCGCGAGUGGCUCAGACUCGCGCCCAAGACGACGCUGCCGUUCAUUAUGUGUUCCAGCGCGAAUCCCAGGAAGCAGAAUUAUCCUCAUUAGCACCGAAACAACGUUGGGCUGUCGGUGACGACUCUAUUGCGGAGAACCAAGAUAAAUGGAAGAAUCCUACACCGAUAACAAUGAAUAAUAUUCAACAAGGCCCAGUGCAAUUAAAGAACUCUCAGACUAAUCAGCAGCAGUACAUUAAUCAGGCAAUAGCCUCAUCUGUCGGUACUUUGGCCAUUAAUCCUUCUGUUAUUGGAAGUCAUACAGCACAUUUGACCACAAACAUGGUCCACACACAGUUGGCACCAUUACAAAACCAUACAUUGGGUAAUAAUUUAACAAUACAGAACAACACUAUGAUGCUCCCACCUCUCCAAGGCAUACAAAAUGCUCCUCAACUAGGACAACAAGGUUUAUACGAUAUACAUCAACAUCCUGGGAACCCAAUGCAGGCUAUGAAUGGCAUUGGCAAAAGUGCUGAACAUCUUAUGUACUUAAGCCAAGCAGGUAUGCUUGCACCUGGGACAAAUCAGUUUCUACAGCAAGGACAAAACCAAUUGGGACUAACACCAGUAGCUACUAUCAGAAAUCAGAUUGCACCCGCUGCAAAAAAAUUGUGGGACAAGGGCCCCGGUGCUGGAGGUGAUAGCAAAGGUCCCCCGCAUCUUCCUCCAUUGCAACUAAAUCCAGAACAAAUGUGGCGAGAUCCCACUUGGUCCGCUCAAGUGGAACACAACGUGGGAGUUCCGAUGAUGGGCACGCGGCGCGGGGUCGCCUUCCUCGGAGGGGACGCCAGCAGCAUCCUCUCCCCGCGCGACUCCGCCGGCCUCGGCGUCAAGAUGGUCGAGUACGUGCUGCGUGGAUCACCUACAGAGGGUGGCGGAGUGGCAGGCGGCGGCGAGAAGGUGGCGGGCGUGGUGUCGGGGCUGCGCGGCAUGGUGCUGGAGGAGCGCGCCGACGACAAGGCGGGCUCGCCCUUCGACAAGGACCUGCACGAGAUGCACGACCACGCACCCAUGCCCAACGGGCUACACAACGGACAGGAGGACGACAAGGCUUUCAAUCGCACGCCGGGCUCGCGGCAGCCGUCGCCCGCGGAGGAGGAGGGCGGCGCGGGCGCGGGCGGCGUGGUGGGCGUCAACGCGGGCGUGGGCGGCGUGGUGGGCGCCGUGCGCAACGGAGACGCGGCCGCCUUCCCGCUGCUGCCGCCGCACGCGCUGCCCGCGCCGCAGCCGCAGCCGCUGCACCACAUGCCGCAUCUGCAGCAUCCGCAGCACCAUCCUGGAAUGCUUGGUGUUGCACCACUUCAAGGAUUACCGCAUCCGCAGCACCCACAAAUACAUCCCGGAAUGACACUUAACGACUCAAUGAAUCAACACAUCGAACUUGUUUUGCAAAUGGAACAGCAUCCACAAUUUGAUAACAACAGUUUUGCUAGCACACAACAGUACGCGGGUAGCGUGGGCGGCGUGGGUGGCGUGGGCGGCGUGGGCGGAGUGGGAGGCGUGGGCGGCGUGGGCGCGGUGGGCGGCGCCAGCAGCGGCGUCGGCGGCGCCGGCCUCGUCAACGGCGCCUCCGUCGUGCAGCCGGCGCCCGACUCGCAGCACCACCAGCCCUUCGAGCUGCAGCAACUUUUCCGAUCACAACAAGCGGCUGCGGCCGGCGGUCAAGCGGCUGCAGCACAGCUUCAAUUAUUGCAACAACAGCAACAACAACAAUUCCAACUGCAACAGCAACUUGCCGCUCAACAGGCUUUCACACAAGCACCGUAUGUGAUAAACGCGGGCCAGGAGGGCGCACCGUACGUGAGUGCACUGAUCACUGGCGUACCUCCGUACUACGGCGUAGCAGCCCCAUGGGGUGUAUACCCAGGACUAGUCGCACAGCCGGCGCAGCAGCAAGCGCAGCAACCACGCCGGCCACUGACCCCACAGCAGGGCGAACAGCAAGUGAACGGGCAGGGACAAUACGUGAUCCCGUAUUACGACCCGGGAUCUCUAGUAAUGGGUGGUCGUAACGGUACGCCACUGCGUUUGGUGUCACCUGGCGGUGUGCUGGCGCCACGACAGUACCCUCCCGCGCCCGCACACCCCGCCUCCACGCCCGGACCGCCCACUUCCGCUCAACCCCAGCAACAGCAACCUGGCGGAGGAGGCGCAAUGGCGACGCGGCGCGACUCGCUCGAGUUCGGCGGCGGGGGGGCGGUCGCGCUACAGGAGUACGCGCGCAAGUGGGGGCCCUCGCCGCUGUCGCCGCCGCUGGGCGCCGCGCUCGGGCCCGUCGGCCUGCGCCCCGUGUCCGCCGCGCCCGGCGCCGAGACCGCCAAGUACAGAGCCGUCAGCAGUUUAGCACAAGGCCUAACAUCGAAUGGUGGAAUGUUCGGAUCAUCAUCAUCGUUAUUGAGCAAACUCAGUGGAGUCGGAACUAUCUCAGAACUAGUAGGAGGUGGUGUGGGCGGUGUAGGUGUCGGCGUUGGCGUAGGAGUGGGCGUGGGCGUGGGAUCAGUAGGCGCUCUAGUGGCAGGUGACAAACCAGCCGCGGGACGCUCGCGUCUGCUGGAAGACUUCCGCAACAAUCGUUUCCCCAACCUACAGCUCCGGGACCUCGCCAAUCACAUUGUAGAGUUCUCGCAGGAUCAGCACGGCUCCAGAUUUAUACAACAAAAACUGGAAAGAGCGACAGUUCAAGAAAAACUCAUGGUAUUUAAUGAAAUAAUUGGAGCCGCCUACAGCCUCAUGACAGAUGUCUUCGGAAAUUAUGUAAUCCAGAAGUUUUUUGAGUUUGGCACAACGGAACAGAAAACAACAUUAGCACAAAAGGUGCGUGGUCAUGUACUCGCGCUGGCACUGCAGAUGUACGGCUGUCGCGUGAUACAGAAGGCGCUGGAAUCGAUUCCCGCCGAGCAGCAGCAGGAGGUGGUACGUGAGCUGGACGGGCACGUUCUCAAGUGUGUCAAAGACCAGAACGGAAACCACGUUGUACAAAAAUGCAUAGAAUGCGUUGAACCCACGGCGCUGCAGUUCAUAAUUAAUGCAUUCGCGGGUCAAGUGUUCGCUCUGUCGACGCACCCGUACGGCUGCCGCGUGAUCCAGCGCAUCCUCGAGCACUGCACGCCCGAGCAGACGGCGCCCGUGCUCGGUGAGCUGCACGCGCACACCGACCAGCUCAUACAGGACCAGUACGGCAACUAUGUGGUGCAGCACGUGCUGGAGCAUGGCGCGGCAGAGGACCGUUCGCGCCUGGUGGCGGCUGUGCGCGGGAAAGUGCUGCAACUGUCGCAGCACAAGUUCGCCUCCAAUGUGGUGGAGAAGUGCGUCUCUCACGCCACGCGCAACGAGCGCGCUCUGCUCAUCGACGAGCUGUGCGGCUUCAACGACAAUGCUCUCCAUGUGAUGAUGAAGGAUCAAUACGCCAAUUACGUAGUUCAGAAGAUGAUAGAUGUAGCGGAGCCGACGCAACGCAAAGUUUUAAUGCACAAGAUUCGACCGCACAUCGGAUCGCUGCGCAAGUACACGUACGGCAAGCACAUCAUCGCCAAACUGGAGAAAUUCUUCAUGAAGGCGCCGGAACUGGGACCCAUCGGGCCGCCCCAGACCAAUCCUGUCCUGUAGUCUGUGUAAAGAAGUAUUAACGCCCGCGGAGAUAGGCUGAUGCGACGGCGCGGGUAUCCCCGCCUAUUAUAAAUUUUGUGAAUAUUUGCGAUUGUACAUUUGUAACUAUAGAGUCGUCGCCCGCCAGCGUUGCGCGCGCCCGGCGAGCGUGGCCAGCGCUGGGCGUGGGCGGCGCGCGGGCGCGGCACGGCGCCCUGUACAUAGUAGCGGCAGACUGAUGUACAGAACGAUACGAUUACUGUAUACUGUAACAAUAGUUGUACAGCGUCGACGCCGACCGGUGCUCGGCCGUCGCGUCACCGCGGCGUAGCGAUUACUGCGUUUCUAGCUCUUAAGUGUUCUAGUAUUAUUCGUUGUUCGUAUGAAUCUAUGUAUAAAUAUUUGAACGUCUCUCAUUCUCGAGUAAUUUAUGAAUCGAAGAAAGGCUGCGGUCCGAUGAAUCCGCGCGUUUCCGUAAUUUAGCUCGUUGUAGAUUUACUAUUAGCUGGGCUAGGGGACCUUGAAUCUUCGAAAGUGAUGAAAAAUGCCGCAGGCAGUUCUAGACAAUCGGCACUAUAGUCGUGAUUAUAAUAUUAUUAUUUUGUAGUUUUCAAGUCGAGCUCUCGUUUAAGUUUAAAACCGGCUUUAAAAUCGUACAUAGCUUAUCGAAUAUUUUUAGCGCCGGCAUGUAUAGUUUUUCAAUUAUAAUUUUGUGAAAAUGAUAUUUUUGUAUAUUUUUAUGUAACGUGUAACUUAAGUUAUUUAGUUAGCCCCCGAGGUUGGGGCGCGCUUCGAGCGGGCGAUGCUUAUGUUGUGUGCAUAGGUUAUAGUGAUGAUUGUAAAGUCCUGUACUGAUAGUUGUAGUCCGAGGUCUGCCUUGCCGGUUGCACGUCACAAGCGUAGCUGCUCCUCAUUCCCCCUCUGUAAUUAUUUUUAUAGGAAGCGUAGUUUCCUACGACACCUCAGAUUUUUUACGUCUAGAUGUAAUUGAAAAUAAAAUUAUUGUAUAUGGCUGUACAAAAAUGUUAACAAAAUGAUUUGUAAAACCUGUAUGUGAUGGAAUAAGGCGGGGCGUCGAGAGCGACGAGGUGUGACUGAUCGCGGCUCCAGCCGUCCCGUCUUGUAGGUUGUACUAGAUAACAUUUAUAUGAUGAUCCAUCUAUUUAGACAUUAAUUAAUAAAGCAUUUCUGUAAUAAUAUUACAAAGUA
Vanessa tameamea is the source of this 5592-nucleotide messenger RNA. RefSeq names its product maternal protein pumilio (gene pum). The coding region runs from base 676 to 4404 and encodes 1242 amino acids. The record is from RefSeq and is a predicted model, not a curated record. Gene Ontology annotation, biological process: post-transcriptional regulation of gene expression. The transcript is spliced from 18 exons. NCBI's taxonomy places the organism in Eukaryota, Metazoa, Arthropoda, Insecta, Lepidoptera, Nymphalidae. Gene Ontology annotation, cellular component: nucleus; cytoplasm. Gene Ontology annotation, molecular function: mRNA 3'-UTR binding.